AUGGUGGAAGAAGUCGCUAAGAAGAUCGAACAGCUCGCUGUUGAUGGGGAACAGGCCAAGGUCUCUGCUCCAACUCCGGCUGAACAAAAAGCUCAAAAACCUAAAGGUGAAGCUUCAAAACAAUUAUAUUUAGAUCCUCAACCUGAUUUUGUUCAAGAAAGAAUUGAAUUUUUUGAAAAAUUACAAAAAGAAUAUAAUGAAUAUGUUGAAGCUCAACCUAAAUCAUCAAUUAAAAUCACUUUAAAAGAUGGUACUAUUAAAGAAGGUAAAGCUUGGGAAACUUCACCUUUCCAAAUUGCUUCAGAAAUUGGUAAAUCAUUUUUAGAAAGACAAUGUAUCUCAAAAGUUAAUGGUGAAUUAUGGGAUUUAGAACGUCCUUUAGAAGAAGAUACUGUUUUAGAAUUUUUCGAUUUCUCAACUGAUGAAGGUAAACGUGUCUUUUGGCAUUCAUCUGCUCAUGUUUUAGGUGAAGCUUGUGAAUGUAAUUUAGGUGCACACAUUUGUCUUGGUCCUCCAACUGAUGAUGGGUUCUUUUAUGAAUUUUCAGUUAAUGGUGGUGAAGUUUCAGUUUCUCAAGCUGAUUUCCCAAAUUUAGAAGGUGUUGCUAAAAAUGCAAUUAAACAAAAGCAAAAAUUUGAAAGAUUAGUUGUUUCAAAAGAGAAUUUGCUAAAGAUGUUUCAUUAUUCCAAGUAUAAAACUUAUUUAGUUCAAACUAAAGUUCCAGAUGGUGGUUCAACAACCAUUUAUAGAAAUGGUCCAUUAAUUGAUUUAUGUGUUGGUCCUCAUAUCCCACAUACUGGUCGUAUUAAAGCUUUCAAAUUGUUGAAAAACUCAUCUUGUUACUUUUUAGGUGAUGCUACUAAUGAUUCAUUACAAAGAGUUUAUGGUGUUUCAUUCCCUGAUAAAAAAUUAAUGGAUGAACAUUUAAAAUUCCUUGAAGAAGCUUCCAAAAGAGAUCAUAGAAAGAUUGGUAAAGAACAAGAAUUGUAUUUUUUCAAUGAAUUAUCCCCAGGUUCUUCAUUUUGGUUACCUCAUGGUACAAGAAUUUAUAAUGCUUUAUUAGAUUUAAUACGUACUGAAUAUCGUAAACGUGGUUAUGAUGAAGUUAUUACACCAAAUAUGUUUAAUGUUAAAUUAUGGGAAACUUCAGGUCAUUGGGCUAAUUAUCAAGAAAAUAUGUUUUCAUUUGAUGUGGAAAAGGAACGUUAUGCCUUGAAGCCAAUGAAUUGUCCAGGUCAUUGUCUUUUGUUUAAAUCUCGUGAACGUUCAUAUAGAGAAUUACCAUGGAGAGUUGCAGAUUUUGGUGUUUUACAUCGUAAUGAAUUUUCAGGUGCUUUAACUGGGUUAACAAGAGUUAGAAGAUUUCAACAAGAUGAUGCACAUAUUUUCUGUACUCAAGAUCAAAUUGAAGAUGAAAUUCAAAAUAUUUUUGAUUUCUUGAAAUAUAUUUAUGGUAUUUUUGGAUUUGAAUUUAAGAUGGAAUUAUCAACAAGACCUGAAAAAUAUGUUGGUGAGAUUGAAACUUGGAAUAAUGCUGAAGCUAAAUUAGAAAGUGCAUUGAACAAAUGGGGUGGUAAUUGGGAAUUAAACCCAGGUGAUGGUGCUUUCUAUGGUCCAAAGAUUGAUAUUAUGAUUUCUGAUGCUUUGAAAAGAUGGUUCCAAUGUGCCACUAUUCAAUUAGAUUUCCAAUUACCAAAUAGAUUUGAUUUGGAAUAUCGUACUAAAGAUGUUGCUUCAGAAGAUACCAAAGAUAUUGAUAGACCAGUUAUGAUUCAUAGAGCUAUUUUAGGUUCAGUGGAAAGAAUGACUGCAAUUUUAACUGAACAUUUUGCAGGUAAAUGGCCAUUUUGGUUAUCACCAAGACAAAUAUUGGUUGUUCCAGUUGGUGUUAAAUAUUUUGAUUAUGCUCAAAAAGUUUCAAAUCAAUUGAAGGCCGAAGGUUUCUAUGCAGAUGUUGAUGUUAGUGGUAAUACUUUACAAAAGAAAGUUAGAACUGGUCAAUUACAAAAAUAUAAUUUCAUUUUCAUUGUUGGUGAACAAGAAGAACUUUCUAACUCUGUUAAUAUCAGAAAUCGUGAUAUUGCUGAAUUACAAAAUAAGAAUGAAAUGGUUUCAUUAGAUACUGUUAUUUCUCAAUUGAAAGCAUUAAAAGAUGAAAAGAGAAAUGACAAUGCUUUAUGA
Messenger RNA from Hansenula anomala, 2181 nucleotides. RefSeq names its product threonine--tRNA ligase THS1 (gene THS1). Bases 1 to 2181 code for a protein of 726 amino acids. Gene Ontology annotation, biological process: threonyl-tRNA aminoacylation. Gene Ontology annotation, cellular component: cytoplasm. The transcript has 2 exons. The record is from RefSeq and is a predicted model, not a curated record. Lineage: Eukaryota; Fungi; Ascomycota; Saccharomycetes; Phaffomycetales; Wickerhamomycetaceae. Gene Ontology annotation, molecular function: threonine-tRNA ligase activity; ATP binding.